Molecule: messenger RNA, 2175 nt
Organism: Lobosporangium transversale
Lineage: Eukaryota; Fungi; Mortierellomycota; Mortierellomycetes; Mortierellales; Mortierellaceae
Product: armadillo-type protein
Exons: 11
Coding region: 243-2174 (643 amino acids)
Biological process (GO): receptor-mediated endocytosis; intracellular protein transport
Cellular component (GO): AP-4 adaptor complex; membrane coat
Molecular function (GO): cargo adaptor activity
Source: RefSeq, a predicted model, not a curated record
AAUUGAUACAGAGAGAGCAUAGCCGCCUGUGUUCUCGUUACUGUUCAAGGCUGAAUGCAAUCAUUGCCUGAUUCUGAUUCAACAAUUACAAUAAAAGCAAUACCUGCAACUACUAAUUUUGAUUCCACCACUAUUACCACCCUCACUAUCUCUUCUUUCAGUCACAGAGAAAGGAGAAAGCAUAUUCCACACCUCUGCUCUGUGGGUCUUUUUUAUUUUUUAUUUUUUAUUUUUUAUUGGCGAUGGACUUUUCACGAAAGUUGCUUUCUACUCUGACAGGCACGGGCAGCCAUAGCACAGACUCGGGACGCGUGACAGAAGAUGCAAAAGCCUUUUCAGAUGAGUCGCUGGAGGCUCUACGGCUUAACAUCUCCAAUCCCAACGUAUCAACGGCUGUUAUGAAAGAGAACAUGAUACGACUUAUUUACGGAGAAAUGAUGGGGCAGGAUGUCCAAUUCGGAGUCAUCUAUGCGUUAAAACUAGCUCAGAGUGGGCAGACUGUGGCAGAAAAGCGUGCUGGAUACCUUGCUUGUUAUCUGUUGCUUCAAGAAGGCAACGAGCUUAAUAUUAUGCUGGUGAACACGCUUCAAAAGGAUUUGACAAGCAGCAACUAUCACCAUGUUGUCGUGGCGCUAGUGACACUCUGCAACAUGACGUUGUUAGACGUGAUCCCUUCUAUGGUCGGCCAUGUCCUCAAAGCCAUGUUGCACACAAAUGAGUCAGUUCGAAAGCGGGCAUUGGUUGCUUUGAAAAACUUUUAUAUCCAGAAUCCAGACUUGAUACUACCAUACCUCGAUCAGAUUAAAGAGGCGCUUUUUGACUCUGAACCAAGUGUUAUGUCUGCUGCCCUUGGUUUUUUUGCUGUGGUUGUUCAAGACCAUGGGAAAGAAAUGAUUGGGCUUGUACCAGCACUCAUCAAGAUUCUCCAACAGGUGAUUGAUGGCAAGCUGCCCAAAGGUUAUUCCUAUCAUGGAACUCCUGCACCAUGGAUCCAAAUCCGCUGUCUCCAAAUAAUGGCACGUCUCGGACAAUAUGAUCUUAGUGCAAGUAUGGCGAUGACGCCAGUCAUCAUGGGAGCAUUCCACAAAGCAAGGCAAGGAGUUGAUACCGCGUUUGCUAUCCUAUUUGAGGUGAUUCGAACAUUGAACACCUUUCAACCAGCGGUUAUUCUUGAGUUGUGUCAGUACAAGGAAAAGAGUCGGAACCCACUUUUGAUUAUUACUAAAUUUGCAACAUCUUCGAAUCAGAACCUGAAAUAUCUGGGCAUCUCCAUGCUCUGUCAGGUUCGUCCGGAUGCCUGGUCAGAUACCUGGUGGAAUGAAGAUUUGCUGUCAGCUGUCGUCCAAGCCUUAGACAGCCGAGAUGCUACGAUCCAAAGAAAGGCACUCGACUUGCUCUAUCGGAUGCUGACCAUUGAUAACUCUGAGAACAUUAUUGACAGACUUGUCUAUGCCUUUUAUCAGGAACAGGACGAAUAUGCUUCGACCGAAAAUAAUAAGAGUAACAAUGGCAGCAAUGGUCGAUCUAGGGGUGAACAAUAUCCAAGCCGUCGUGAAAAAAUUUUGGAUCAGAUCUUGGAUGCAGGAGAAAGGUUUGGUAAAUCUGAGGCAUGGUACCUUGAGCUAAUUUAUGACUUGUUAGAAAGAGGAGGACAAGUAAUAACCAUGCAGACUGUUGAAAGGGUCAUGCGAGUUUUUGAAAAAGGUGCAAGAAGCCCUGCUUUCACCACAAUACACUUGCGAGUCUUAGCUGUCCAAAAGACCAUGGAGCUACUUGCUGAGAAGGAGUACAGUUUGACCACUUCCACUUUGGCCUCUGAAAAGGAUAAGGUGACUUCAACACUGCCACUGGCCUAUUUUGCAACCUGGAUCCUAGGUGAAUAUGGUGAUAUUGCUGAUGAUGGAAGCAUAUCAACUAUCCUUGAAGUCCUGGUGCGUUGUCUCUUGAUCAAUCAAGAAUCCCUGAUUCAAGCAUUUAUUUUCACUGCUCUAACCAAGAUCACCCUCAAAUCUAAAAAUGGUAUUCCAGCCAAUAUCGCGGCUGUCGUACGAGCGCAUAUUCUCAGCUGGAACACUACUUCUUCUUCCUUCUCAUCAUCAUACGUAGUUGACACCCAGUACCGAGCUCAAGAGUUUUUGAUGAUUGCUGAGCUGACAUCCAAUGUGGCGACUUAAG